AUGCAAUGUGUUCCACUUUUCCCAUUUUUAGCAGGACACGCUGUUGGUAUCCUUACUGAGUGGUUUGGGGUCUCAUUACACUAUAAUGUUAUAAUCGCAUCCAGCAUUGUGUCACUACAGUUCGAAUCCCUGACGUUGAGCUUCAUUAAGAAACAUCAAGCCAUUGCUAUCAUAUUAAAAACACAUAUUGUACCAAAUUUUCUGUUAUUUUAUUUUUACUUUUGUUGUUUGAUUACUCCUCUACUCGUUACUGUCUGUGUCAAUGUUGUUUACGAGCAGAAAGAUGAGCAAUUUAGUUAUAUUGCGGAGCCUCCGUUUUUCAACAUGUUGAAACUAGGCCGUAAAAAGCUUCCGAAUCCAAUUGACUACCCCGACCCAAAUACCAAAAAACCUAAAACUACUACUCCCGUAGUGCCCAAAGACUACUAUAUUUAUCAAGAUCAUUAUGAGUUUGGAAGCGUGGAGACCACUACUGAACCAUUCUGGAAAGACUAUUAUUUCGACCCGGGUUACGAUUAUAUAACUGAUGAGUUUCAAAAAGACAACACAGUUUUCGAUGGAUAUGUUGAGACUUUUAAAUUUAUCUAUGACAUUUCAUCUUUUAUUGCUUUUUUCGUAAAUAUCUUUCAUAUGAUAGUUCUUACUCGCAAGGAACUAAGGACCCAAUUAGUUUACAUCAUUAUGAUUGGAAUUAGUCUAUGUGAUAUAUUUCAAUCAUUAGGAAAUGUUACUCAAGUUGUAAUGAUGUGGAAUAUAAUCUAUAAAAUAGAAGGAUGCUGGGGUGGUGUGAUCUGUGAGUACGAUUCUAAGAUACCUCCUUACGUUCCAUAUCGAAUGGUUGCAGUGGAAAAAUGGGAGAGAAAAUAUCUAGCAAUUGAUGGUUUUAUGGCAAUGCUUAUCAGCUGUACCUACUUUGCCGUGGCUAUUAUAUUAUUGGUAGCAGUUAGUAAAGCGAAGGAAAGGAGGAAGAAGUUGAGAAGUGACGCAUCAUCUAACACAUUCUGGCUGGUUCUAGUAAUGACUAUCAGUGUGUUCCUCUCGGAAAUCACUUACGGAGCUUAUUAUAUUACUGACUAUUUCUAUGUUCAAUAUUAUAAAGAACAAGAAGUUUAUCAAGAACUGGAUGCAUUUUCGUAUACCCUUCUCAUUGUCAAUUCGGUUACCCAUUGCUUGAUUUGUUUCCUAAUGUCCUCACAGUAUAGAGACCAGGAACCAUCUGCUUCACAGGUCAAUGUCGAUGACACUGAGUUCAAUGUGACCCCCGUGGCUAUUCCUCUGUUUCCUGUGGGAUUCGUUCCCUGA
Messenger RNA from Caenorhabditis remanei, 1302 nucleotides. RefSeq lists its product as uncharacterized. The record is from RefSeq and is a predicted model, not a curated record. NCBI's taxonomy places the organism in Eukaryota, Metazoa, Nematoda, Chromadorea, Rhabditida, Rhabditidae. Gene Ontology annotation, molecular function: G protein-coupled peptide receptor activity. The transcript is spliced from 7 exons. Bases 1 to 1302 code for a protein of 433 amino acids.